Coniophora puteana RWD-64-598 SS2 is the source of this 783-nucleotide messenger RNA. RefSeq lists its product as uncharacterized. The coding region runs from base 1 to 783 and encodes 260 amino acids. Lineage: Eukaryota; Fungi; Basidiomycota; Agaricomycetes; Boletales; Coniophoraceae. The record is from RefSeq and is a predicted model, not a curated record. The transcript has 13 exons.
AUGGGCACUUUAGUCAGUGAUGCUUCUGGAAAGCAGUAUGACGCAUAUGCAAACACGGGCAUUGCAGUGCUUGCCUUUGAUUAUUGCAUCACACUAGACAAAGAGGUCAAGCUAGUCUGGGGCCGCAAGUGGGACUUCGGUCGUACCAUUUUUACGCUGGCGCGCUACCUCCCGUUUCCUGGAAUAGCCAUGACCGUGUACGCGGCGUUGCAGUCGGUUGCGCUGAAUCCUUGCGGCCAUUUGGACAAUGGCAAGUUCGUGUCUAACACAGGGCUAGUUUCAAACCUAUUGCAUAUUGCUGCUAUUGUUGCUGCCGAAGCUCUUCUGUUGAUCAGAACGUGGGUUUUUUGGGACAAAAAUAAACGGCUUAUGGUCAUUCUCUGUGUGCUUGCUGUGGUAUUCAUUGUAGCAGCCGUGUUGAUUACGUCGCACGUCAAUGACAUUCUGUCUCUGAGAGGCACCCCGAACCCUUGGCCGGAAGCAUGCGAUUUCCGUGCAGGAAAAGGCAGUGCCAUCCAGUACGCCUUUUUAGUCGUUUAUGAACUCACGGUAUCUCUGGGGAAUAUCGUUGUCACAGUAGCUGCUGCGAACUACCACAACGAGUACUUGGACAGUCUCCAAGUCACGAUGCACAGCGUCGUUGCGGCGCGUCUCUUCUUCCAUCUGAAAGAAAGUAGCAGUUUGGAGCAGUCCUUGUCUCUGCCACAGUCGCUGGAACACUUGCACGAUGCGAGUGCUGGCGGGGCAUGUGGUAUGGUUCCGGAGGACAUGGUUGAAGGAUGA